AUGAAAUGAAAGUGUUAGAUUUUGGACAUCCAACAGCCCCAAGUGUAGCAAAAUCUGCAAUCUUUCACCCAAUUGUAGGAAUAUGGCAACCAUAUCUGCUACCACCCUCACCUCAUCAAUCGCCCCUGCCCUCAAAACAUUAACAAGGCUUGCAUCCCCACUUGCCAUUGGGUUGCCCACAAUUGCAAUGAAGGGAAAAGUGAUGUGUUCCACGGAGAAGAAGGGUUCGAUGGAGGGGAAUGUGUCGACGACCAUGGGCAUGAGUGCAUCAUUGCUGGCAGCAGCAGCCAUGUCAAGUCUCCCGGCCAUUGCUUUGGUGGACGACAGAAUGUCGACCGAAGGGACCGGACUUCCAUUCGGUCUGAGCAACAACCUUCUCGGGUGGAUCCUGUUUGGUGUUUUCGGCUUGAUUUGGGCACUUUAUUUUGUUUACACUUCUUCCCUUGACGAGGAUGAAGAUUCUGGGUUGUCGCUCUAAGCUAAAAUGACUCCUUUCAUUUAGUUGUAUGUUGUUCAUUGUGAUUAUCAUGUUCAAAGGGAUCAUGUUGUAAAACUCCACCUGAAUUGCCCCAUGUGUAAUAUAGUUCUAUAUUGUUUCUUCA
Messenger RNA from Hibiscus syriacus, 602 nucleotides. Its product is annotated as photosystem II reaction center W protein, chloroplastic-like. NCBI's taxonomy places the organism in Eukaryota, Viridiplantae, Streptophyta, Magnoliopsida, Malvales, Malvaceae. Gene Ontology annotation, cellular component: photosystem II; chloroplast. Gene Ontology annotation, biological process: photosynthesis. The transcript has 2 exons. The coding region runs from base 83 to 478 and encodes 131 amino acids. The record is from RefSeq and is a predicted model, not a curated record.